AUGAGUACAGACGUUUUAAGAAGUGCUGGAUUAUUUUUCUGUCCGCUGUCGGCUUUACCUGAUCUUAUUGAAAGGGAGAGGAUUCCUUGCCUCUCAGACUAUCUCCUGUUUGACUUCGAAGUGAAACCAGGAUGGAUUCGUUAUAGUCCCAAAGAGGUUACGGUACUGUCAUGUAACGAAAUGUUUAAAGCUAUCUACCCGGUAUCUGGGAUAGCUCGAAUUCACAAUCACACUACUGUCAAGGUGAAGACCAAAGCUGAUUACGAACAGUUGGUUGCUAUGUUCAAAAAGCCCAUAAUCCUGUGUGUUACUAGAAGAGAACAGGAUAGUCAAUUUCUCGACGGUUUCGACGUGGACUUUGUUGUGGUGCUUGAUCCUUCGGAUUCCAAAAUUGCACAGGAGUUGACUAAAAUCACUGCAUUAGUCCAAAAGCAUCUCCGCAAACAAGACAAGUUUUACCUGACGGUCGAUCUGGCUGAAAGACUCGAGGAGCUAACACCUCAGAAUUUCAAGAGACGAGUUAUGUGGCUGAAUUGUUCUUUCAACGUGACAAAUUUCCGCGCUCCGAAUCCAAUCUUGUCUCUCAAUCACUUUUUCUUAUGGGUCAUGCUUCUGCCUUGCUGUAUCACCGUCGCACUACCCUACAGACUCUACAGGAAACUUCGCUGUGUUGAUGAGAAAAUAGAACUAAACGUUCACUUCCGUUUGAAAUUUUCUGAUGCGGUGCCCCUUGCGCUGUAUUUCUUCUCGGGACGUCAUCCUCUUCCAGGUCGAUACAAGACCCAAGGAGAUCAAUUUCACCUACGAGCUUGUCCAGCAACUGAACUGAUGUCGCUUCUACACGGCUGA
Molecule: messenger RNA, 849 nt
Organism: Porites evermanni
Lineage: Eukaryota; Metazoa; Cnidaria; Anthozoa; Scleractinia; Poritidae
Source: the annotation of a GenBank genome assembly